UGGGUGAAGAGAGAGUACAAGAAGGGAAAGUGGUUGGCCGUGUUUUUAGGUUUUUGAAUACUUUCAUAUCUUAUAAAUUCUAUUUGUCUAUCUAUCCUAGAAGUUUGAGAGAGGCCCUCGUGCUUUUAAUCUAGUCUGCUUGUAGUCUAUAGAGAGAGAGAUCAUCCUCAUCAGACUUCUCCUAUAAAAGGAACCAAGAACCUUUAUAUGUGAUUUUCUACACUAUUCAGAGAGACACACACACAGAGAGAGAUUUCAUGAAAGUAUGCUCAACCAGGGCCUGUUUGACGAUCAAGAGGUUCCUACACAAAUGGGUUUCUUUUCUUUCCCUUCCAACUUGACCUUACCUUCUUUAGGAUGCCACCAAUCUCUCAAAGCCUUCACUUCCGUACCUCCUUCACUAGCAUCUGAUGCACCUUCCAGUAAUCUCAGUGAAACCCUACUCUCAUCUGCGACUAAGCAAAGAGAAGACACCACUUCUGAUUUUAGAGGAUCUCAACUCCUUUCUUUGCAUAGAUCAGGCGCUAAUCUAUGGGCAUGGGGAGACCUUGGUGACUGCUUAAGCAACAAGAGAGGAGGUGGAGAUCUAGAUGAUCAUCAUCUAGGGGUUUCUGCAUUGAAGAUGAAGAAGAUAAAGGCGAGGAGGAAGGUGAGGGAACCUCGGUUUUGCUUCAAGACCAUGAGCGAUGUAGAUGUGUUAGAUGAUGGUUACAAGUGGAGGAAAUAUGGACAGAAAGUGGUAAAGAACACCCAGCAUCCCAGGAGCUACUAUCGUUGCACGCAAGAUAAUUGUCGCGUAAAGAAACGUGUGGAGCGAUUAGCGGAGGACCCAAGGAUGGUGAUUACAACCUACGAAGGGAGACACGUACAUUCCCCGUCGCACGACAUGGAGGACUCGCAAGCUCAAUCCCACCUAAAUAACUUCUUCUGGUAAUAUAUAUAUAUAUAUAUAUAUAUAUAUAUAUGAUCAGCUUUGCUGUGCCUUUGUUACGUACUAUUUGGGGACACGCAAAAUAAAGCAUUGAUUGAUUUGUGUAACAAUAUAUAUCCCCAUGUUUGUUGGGCCCCCUCUACUGUAAUGCAUUAUAUAUAAA
Molecule: messenger RNA, 1094 nt
Organism: Alnus glutinosa
Lineage: Eukaryota; Viridiplantae; Streptophyta; Magnoliopsida; Fagales; Betulaceae
Product: probable WRKY transcription factor 13
Exons: 3
Coding region: 266-934 (222 amino acids)
Biological process (GO): regulation of DNA-templated transcription
Molecular function (GO): DNA-binding transcription factor activity; sequence-specific DNA binding
Source: RefSeq, a predicted model, not a curated record